This is a messenger RNA of Hipposideros armiger (great roundleaf bat), 1853 nucleotides long. Its product is annotated as transcription factor CP2-like protein 1. The record is from RefSeq and is a predicted model, not a curated record. Gene Ontology annotation, biological process: regulation of transcription by RNA polymerase II. The transcript has 14 exons. Gene Ontology annotation, molecular function: RNA polymerase II cis-regulatory region sequence-specific DNA binding; DNA-binding transcription activator activity, RNA polymerase II-specific. Bases 50 to 1513 code for a protein of 487 amino acids. Gene Ontology annotation, cellular component: nucleus. NCBI's taxonomy places the organism in Eukaryota, Metazoa, Chordata, Mammalia, Chiroptera, Hipposideridae.
CCCAGUGCUGAGCUCCCUGUCACACAGCUGGUCCUGCUCCCUUUCCAAGAUGCUAUUUUGGCACAAUCAGCCGGAGCACCUAUGGCCCAGUCCCGGGGAACUGUACCCGGGGCCCACAAGCAGCUUGCUCAGGGAGUCCCUGCCCUUGCCCUACCUGAAGCAGGAGGAGCUGCCCAACAUCCCCAGUGAGGAGCUGCCCUGCCCCGCAUUGCAGUAUGUGCUCUGUGCAGCCACCUCACCGGCCGUGAAGCAACAGGAGGAGGCCCUCACCUACCUAAACCAGGGCCAGUCCUAUGAGGUGCAGAUGCUCUGCAACUCCAAGCUGGGCGAUGCCACCCAGUGGCCCCGGCUGCUGAAGAGUGUGGUGCGUGUGGUGUUCCAUGACCGACGCCUGCAGUACACGGAGCAGCAGCAGCUGGAUGGGUGGAGGUGGAGCCGGCCUGGGGACCGCAUCCUGGACAUCGAUGUACCACUGUCCGUGGGGGUGAUAGAACCCCAAAUGCUGCCCUCACAACUCAAUACAGUGGAGUUUCAUUGGGACCCGACCAAAAGGACCUCCCUCUUCCUGCAGGUUCACUGCAUCAGCACUGAGUUCACUCCUCGGAAAAAAGGUGGAGAGAAAGGCGUCCCCUUCCGCCUCCAGAUUGACACCUUCAAGCCCAGUGACAAGGAGCUUCCACCUGAACACCUGCAUUCAGCUGGCUGCCUCAUCAAGGUGUUCAAGCCCAAAGGAGCUGACCGGAAGCUGAAAACUGACCGAGAGAAGAUUGAGAAACAGCCCCUGCAUGAGAGGGACAAGUACCAGGCUGCCUGUGAGAGCACGGUCUUCGUGGAGUGUUCACCGUGGCCAGAGCCCAGUGCAGGGCCCUAUCUGCCUCUCAGCCCUCUGGCUCUGACCUCGCCCCACUCCUGCAAGCUGCUGUCCCCAGAGAGGCUCUGCUACUCACCACCAUUCCUCUUGGACACCUUGGGGGGCAGCCCAGCUGAGGAUCUGAUCCCAGGAGCCUCCAUCCUAGAGACGCAGCAGUGGUUGCAUCGGCACAGGUUCUCCAGCUACUGUAGGAUGUUGGCCAAUUUCACCGGCACUGAUCUGCUGAAGCUUACCCGCCAGGACCUUAUCCAGAUCUGCGGGGCUGCCGACGGGAUCCGCCUUUUCAAUACUCUUAGAGCCAGGCCUAUCCGUCACCGGCUGACUUUAUAUGUGGCUCAGGAGGCCUCUAGGCAAGAGAACGAGAUUCCUAAGAGCCCUGACUCAGGCUUUUACCAAGAGAUUUCUUUGGAUGAACUCAGUGCCGUAGAGCUGAUGGGGAAACUGGCAGAGCUCUUGGCCCUCCCAGCCAAUCAGAUCCACCGCCUCUUCCACCAGGGCCCUGGGGGUAUCCUCAUUCUCCUCAGCGACCAGGUGGUUCAGAAUCUUAAGGACGAAUCACACUUUGUGGCUGUGGUGAAGAAAGGUAGGGGUUUUACUGGGAGAUGCCAGCUUCGUUUGUGUCAAAGGGACGGAUUCAUGUAGCUAUUUACUGCUCAGGAAAAAUGUGACAGAAUACAUGCAUUCUCAUGCGGGAAAAAGGUGCCCCGUUUCCGUUGGGGGUUUAUUUCAUAGAAGACCUCCUCACUUCAGCCCCACCCACCCUGCAACAUGCCCAGCCGGGCAGGUGCUUGCUGACCAGUCAGCAGCUGUGGUUCUGGUUACCAGGACGGCUGCCCUGUCCCUCCUGCUACAGCACAGAGGGAGGCUUUCUGAAAUGGUGGAUUUGAGGUGGGGUUGGCAGAUGGUGCUGUCCGCCACUCGGAGGUUUGGGGGGCAGCACAGCAGUGAUGGUUGGGGGCAAGCCUCAUCCCAGUGGUGCCCC